UGAUUAACCUUAUCAAAUAAUAUGGGACGGUUUUAAGAUUAACGUAAAAUGAAUUGUUUUAUCUUAAAAUGCCCUCUAUACUAAUAUGAAAAAGAGGACAACAUUUAAUACAUAUUAGACCUUCUUAUUGAGAAGUUAUUUCAACUCUUUCUAUCUAUUUCCUUAUAAUAUAGAUUGGCAUAGAUAUUGGAUAUUAGUCAAGAUAUAGAAGAUAAGUGUCACGUAUGAAAGAAAGGAAGGUGGAAACCAACAACUUUCAUUUCAAGUAAAAAUUGGCCAUGAAGGUACUUCUCUUGCUGUUACUAGGUACACUUUAUAACGACGAAGUGGAAUCCAAGUGCAGUCCUCUGCUAAUGUGUCCGACAUUUUGCAUGAAGGUACAAAAAGGUUGCUAUGUCUGCGAUUGUGGUACAUUUUCUAAUUAUUUACGCCAAGCAUCUGAUAAAAUGGCUGACAAAUCUAACACACAACAACAACAACAAACAGGAACGAGAUUGAGUUCAUAUACCUCAGGAUAUGGAGUGUCUCGAAAUUCGAAUGACAUGUUUAAGUCGAAUAAUGACCAACGAGUGCAAGACUAUACAAACAUGAUGAAACUAGGAUUACAGUUCAUGAAUGUUCAGUCACAGCCAAUUGUUCGACAAAAUGUAGGACUUGAACAUCCAGGACUCACAAGUUAUGACCACAAAUAUGAGAACAUGCCAGGCAUGAAUUGUAUACCAGUUGAUUCCAGGUGCCCAUCCUCCUGCUGGAACACCAACGUCUUCACCGGAUGUAUUCACUGCGCAUGCGGUGAUGGCCAACCACAAAUCCCAACUAUCGAAUCAACAAAAAGUUUAGGAAUAUUCGAAAAACAUACCACAUCUGUUGUAAAGCAAUUCGAAAACCACAGUAGUUAUGGCGGUGAAUUAGUAACUACAACAGCUUCUCCCCAGGAGCGGAUAACAACGACAACAGAUAAAGACGAGCAUGUAAAAGACACUAUAUCUACGACACUACCUUACAACUUGCCAUACUUUCAUCACUUUAAAAUUCCUACCAAACCACCGACCCACCGAAUUCUUGGAGAAGCUGAGAAAACUUCUACUGAAAUUGCAAAUAGAGUUUCCGGGGAAGGUGUUACAAUGCAGCCCAGUGGUCAUCUGAUACCCACACUGUUCCCACCGAACAGGUCAUCUGUCCCGACACAUUCUCCCUUUGAUAGAAAAUUGAUCUUACAUGAAACAAAGGCGUCUAUGAACGAAAACGAACAAUACAAUGUGGCCACAGGAAUAAGAAGUACAUUACCUACUCAUGUUGAAUACCCUACUCCAGUUCUUAUACCGGAAACUAGCCAGUCUGUCCAGCAAUAUACAUGGAUACAAUUUCCUACAAAUAAAAUGCUCGAUCAACAAUUAAAAAACAAUUUUCCCGAAGAAUUGACAGCUAAAUCCAUGGCCACUGACCACUUCCGUGAUAAUACUAGCAAUACUACGAUAAAUAUACAGCACCACAUUAAACAGCUGGAUUCCUCUGGUAUAUUAGAAUCCCUACUAACGCCGUUAGAUACGGCGACAGAAAAUGAGGACCUUACAGCGGCAAAUUCCACUCAACAAAUCCUCGUGAAUCAAUUAAUGCCAUUUAUAGGUCAUGAUGAUAAUUUGACUGGUGACACCAGUUCAAAAGGUGUGAUUAACCAUAUAGGGUUUUAUGGUCAUAUUAAAACAGGAUGAAUGACAAUAGCAAAACACGCUAAAAAUAUGAUGUUAAAAAAUUCUGAAAAAAAAAAUGUACGAGGUGAGGGCGGACAGUUGGUAGGAAAUGGUUAAUAAAUGUAAAUUAAUCUGCUUUAAUAGAAUCUCGGUGUAUCAUAGCUUUGAUUCAGAUUAUAUUUAAAGGCGAAAAAGUACUUAAAAAGUAAUAUUUUCAAAGACACAUUGUUUAUAUGUGGU
Molecule: messenger RNA, 1931 nt
Organism: Ruditapes philippinarum (Manila clam)
Lineage: Eukaryota; Metazoa; Mollusca; Bivalvia; Venerida; Veneridae
Exons: 6
Coding region: 279-1712 (477 amino acids)
Source: RefSeq, a predicted model, not a curated record